Messenger RNA from Pisolithus orientalis, 360 nucleotides. RefSeq lists its product as uncharacterized. The transcript has 3 exons. NCBI's taxonomy places the organism in Eukaryota, Fungi, Basidiomycota, Agaricomycetes, Boletales, Pisolithaceae. The record is from RefSeq and is a predicted model, not a curated record. Bases 1 to 360 code for a protein of 119 amino acids.
AUGACUCAGGCUCAUGGCACCACUCUGCCCAAGAGCCUCAAAGGAAAAAGCGAAAGCAUGGUGGCCAGUGUCCCCAGGGGAGAGGAUUUCUGGUUGCAAGUGGAAAAAUGGUUUGAUGCACACAGAAAGCAAUGGGGCAAUUCAUGGACCACACCCAACUGGAACAGCUACAUCUCAGAAACAAUUGCCAAGGACAAAGAUCGAUACAAGGUCCAUGUCAUUCACAACCCAUUCAUGGAAGAUGUGCACACAGAUGACAGGUUUUUCACUGGGCCCAUCACUUCAGCUGGUCUUGGGGCUGCUGAGGAUCUCCUUCAAGAAAUGCACAACACUCCAUACAUUUUAGUACCAUAUGAUUAA